Messenger RNA from Synchiropus splendidus (mandarinfish), 1829 nucleotides. It is a transcript of the gene use1, whose product is annotated as unconventional SNARE in the ER 1 homolog (S. cerevisiae). The record is from RefSeq and is a predicted model, not a curated record. Bases 32 to 805 code for a protein of 257 amino acids. Gene Ontology annotation, cellular component: SNARE complex; endoplasmic reticulum. Gene Ontology annotation, biological process: retrograde vesicle-mediated transport, Golgi to endoplasmic reticulum. The transcript is spliced from 8 exons. Gene Ontology annotation, molecular function: SNAP receptor activity. Lineage: Eukaryota; Metazoa; Chordata; Actinopteri; Syngnathiformes; Callionymidae.
AAUCUCCCGCGACGGUCCGGCAUAUUCCGCUAUGGCUUCGAGAUUAGAGAUCAAUUUUGUUAGGUUGCUGUCUCGCUGUGAAUCUAUCGCUUCAGAGAAGAGAGGAGAGACUGAAUGGCGACUGGAAAAGUAUGUUGGUGCUCUGGAGGAGAUGUUGGCGGCUCUGCGGAAAAGUCCUAGCAAACCCACACCUGAGAUCCUGACUGAAUAUACAAGAAAAGUAGAUUUUCUGAAGGGACUUCUGGAAGCUGAGAAGCUGACCUCUGCUACUGAAAAAGCGCUGGCGAACCAGUUUCUGGCUCCCGGGAGAACACCCACCAUAUCCACUGAGAGGAUGCCUGCUACCAAGACCGUCCACAUCCAGACCAAAGCUCGGUGCACAGGAGAGAUGAGGCACGAGCUGCUUGGAACGGGUUGGUCAGAAAAAGGUACCUCUGAAGCAGACCUGCGCAACAGAAGAGGUUUACCCCUGGACGAGCGCCAGUCGGCGGCCGAACUAGACGCCGUCCUGCAGCAUCACCACAACCUGCAGGAGAAGUUGGCAGAGGACAUGCUGAACUUGGCCCGCAACCUGAAGAACAACACACUGGCUGCCCAGAACAUCAUCAAGCAAGACAAUCAGACUCUGGGGCAGUCGAUGCGACAGGCCGACCUGAACUUUGAGAAGUUGAAAACCGAGUCGGAGAGGCUGGAGCAGCACACCAAGAAGUCUGUGAACUGGCUGCUGUGGCUGAUGCUCAUCCUGGUGUCCUUCACCUUCAUCAGCAUGAUCCUCUUCAUCAGAAUCUUCCCCCGCCUCAGAUGAUGUCACCGCCAAACUGCGUUAGACCCACAGGACGUUCGUGCAUCUGAACCAAAGUGGCUCUUCAGCACAGGCCACCGCGCGAUUCAGGACGUCGAACAGACAUUUGAGCGAAGCCGUCUGCUGACUGCGAGUCAGAGCCUUACGUGACUUCACAUCCGUCACUGCUACAACCCUGCGCCUUUUACUGACAGAGUAAAGGAAGCUGUCCAACACCGAACAGAGGAUUCACUGGUUCACUAGGACCUAAAAAGUCGACAUUACUAUUUCAUGUUUUUAUGUUGGUGAAUUGUCAUCAUGUGUGAUAGAAGCUGUCGGUGCAGAACUAGUGUUUUUAGUGGAUCGUGUUACCCAGCAGGCAAAGGACACUGCAGUCGGAUGGUUGUGAAGAGAAUAAUAAGGGAGUCAGGUUCACCUUAGAUCAUCAUGGAUAUUUGGACUGACUCACUUCACACACACUUCAGUGCAAAACGAUUCCAGUAGAUGUUCAGAUCAUAUUUUGAGGUCAUAAUUAAUUCAUUAUAAAAAGUUCUAAAAGGCUACAUUCAUAUCAUCAAAGUACUAAAAAUAAUUUAAGUGAAAAAAAUUAUAACAUAUAGAGAAAAAUGAAUAAUAGGCUAGUCUUGAUGGUGGAUUUUCUUGAGAAAAUAUUCAACAAAACUAGUGAUGCUCUCAGUGAUGAUUCUGCACAAGAAAAGGUUAAGUAAUUGUCGGGGAAGGACUAGUUUCACAAACCUACUGCUUCAAUGCACAAACAUAUUUUAGGGUCAGCUAGCAUAUUAUGAAUUUCGAAAUUUGGUAAGAAAGGAAAAUGGAGGUUGAUAAAUCAAUUUGUUGCGAGGCAAACAUUCCCAUGACAAAAUGUGGAGUGGUCAUCUUAACUUGAAUCUGGAAAGUCUUUAAUCCGGAUCAGGUCCUGGUGUGAAAGGGAGUCUGACAUCUUCGAGAGUGUUGUGUCGAAACGUGUUCACUUCCGGUGUGAUGACGCGUGUGUGUGUUGUUCUUGUUGCGUGUAAUAAAUGUGACU